AUGACAGCGAAGAUGAGCGAUGCCAGUGUAAGCAUGGGUGACUCCACAUGCCAGAUGUCUGAGCCCGAUUCCAGUCAGCUUCCGGACAUUUCUUGCACCGGCAGCCCCGAGUCCGAAGCGACUUUUGCCAGUACCCCUUCCGGCCGCGGAUCUAAGAAACGUACCCAAACGGCGACAGAGACUUGGGCUCAUGCAAAGAAGUUGAAGCUGGAUGAACAAGUUAGGCGUAACCGAGCUGGCAACAAGAUAUGGGUUUGCGGCAAAUGCCCAUGGGAGUCCGCGUCCCUGACCUCUGCCCGAAAUCAUCUCAAUCCACGGCAUGGUGUUAGGAUUAAAGCGCAGCAGCGGCAGGUUGUAAGGAAAGGACAGGCCAAGCUUGAGCAGAUCUUUCAACGCCAAGGACAAAGGAGCCAAGCAGCAGCUAAUGAACGGGACAGAGGCAUGCUGAGCAAGGCCAUUAACCAGACAGCAUUCGACGAGUCACUACUUCAGCUUAUUAUCAAUAACAACCUGCCGCACAAGGCAGUGGAGUACCCGGAACUGUACUCUUUGAUCAUGAGCGUCAACUACAUGGCAGCAGAUGUCUACCUCAAAUCUCGAGCCGCAAUACCGAGAAAAAUUGAACAUGCUUUCCUCCAAGGAAAAGACGAGAUCAAACAGCAUCUUCAAAGGGCACUUUCCGAGAUACAUCUCUCAUGCGAUGUCUGGACGACCGAGCAUAAGAAGAAGGCCUUUUUGGCCCUUGUUGCGCACUUUGUUGAUGCCGGAGGCAAGAGCCGCAAGGCACUGUUAGGCCUGCCGCGCCUGCGAGGCAGCCACGGCGGCCAGCACCAAACCGAGCAUGUCAAUAGGAUAAUUGAUUGGUAUGGAAUUGCACAUAAGCUCGGCUAUUACAUUGGUGAUAACCACGGAUCGAAUGACAAUUGUUGUCCGGAAUUGAGUCUCAUCAGGUGCAGUUCGGCAGUUGCAUGA
This is a messenger RNA of Pochonia chlamydosporia 170, 972 nucleotides long. RefSeq names its product zinc finger domain-containing protein. Bases 1 to 972 code for a protein of 323 amino acids. The transcript has a single exon. Lineage: Eukaryota; Fungi; Ascomycota; Sordariomycetes; Hypocreales; Clavicipitaceae. The record is from RefSeq and is a predicted model, not a curated record.